AUGGCUGGUUCUUCUGGUAGAUGGAGAUCAUCCACAGUGGGGCUGGGGCUGCCUGUUGAUUUGAACACAUGGAACAGGGUGCUGCUACUGGCUUGUUUGGUGUCCGUCUUUGUGGACCCUUUGUUCUUGUUCGUGGCUGCAGUGAGGGCGGAGGAGGCAUGUGUUGAAAGGCGCGAUCGAGGGCUCGAGGUGGCGCUCUCGCUACUCCGAUCCAUGGCCGAUGCCUUCUACAUAAUGCACAUUCUGAUCAGGUUUAGGUUCAGGUUUACCACGCCUUAUCUUCUUCUUCACUUCUGCCUCGACUUUCUAGCUGCAUUGCCUCUUCCACAGGCAUUCAUCUGGGUUGCAAUCCCAAACAUAAUUAGUGGUUCAAACAUGAGCCCAUGGAUUCACGUUGCUGGGUUCUCCAUGUUGUUCCAAUACCUGUUGAGGCUGUAUCUAAUCUUCCCUCUCUCAGACCAAAUCGUGAAGGCCACUGGAGUUCUCAUGAAGACAGCAUGGGCUGGAGCUGCCUACAACCUUAUGCUCUUUAUGCUAGCAAGCCACGUUUUGGGGUCGUGUUGGUACCUGCUAUCCAUAGGACGACAAGUAGAAUGCUGGAAAAAAGUUUGCAAUUUGGGGCAUUGGGAUUAUUACUACUACUGCCAAUAUGAGUUUUUUGACUGUGGGACUGUGGGAAACCCAACCAGAGCUGCUUGGUUCCAAGUGACUAAUAUCUCUAAUCUGUGCCAUCCCACAGCCACUGCCUCCUUCCAUUUUGGCAUCUUUUCUGAUUCUUUCUCCUUUCACUCUUCUUCUUCCACCUUCUUCAAUAGGUACUUCUAUUGUUUUUGGUGGGGCUUGAGGAAUUUAAGCUCUUUGGGGCAAAACUUACUAACAAGUGACAACGUGGGAGAAAUAAAUUUCGCGAUUGUGAUAGCAAUUGUGGGGUUGGUGCUAUUCGCACUUCUUAUUGGAAACAUGCAAACUUAUCUUGAAUCCACAACCUUAAGGGUAGAACAAUGGAGGGUGAGGAGGCAAGACACAGAGCAGUGGAUGCGCCACAGGCAGCUGCCCUAUGAACUGAAGCAAAGUGUCAGAAAAUACGAGCAAUUCCGAUGGAUCGCAACUCGCGGCGUCGACGAAGAACACAUUCUCAAAGCCCUUCCCAUGGACCUCCGCCGUGACAUCAAGCGCCAUCUCUGCCUUGAUCUGGUUCGACAGGUGCCGCUUUUUGAUGAAAUGGAGGAGACAAUGUUGGAUGCGAUAUGCGAAAGAUUGAGACCCCGUUUGUGGACGUCGAGCACCGGUCUGGUCCGGGAGGGUGACCCGGUGAACGAGAUGGUGGAGCUUCCGACAGGGCCUUUGACAAAGCUCCAACGACUCUUUAAGGUUCUAGAAACGAAUGUGUGCUAUCGUGAAAUAUGUCAAAGAAACGAUUCUGGUGAAGUGUCUUUUGAUCAGCUUGGCCAAUCAAAUAGGUUGCUGACACGUGAAACAUGGGAUCGGCUCGGCCAACUUAUAAAGGGUCAAGUCGAAGGCUCGAUCUUACUGGAAGAAUUCUGA
Messenger RNA from Momordica charantia (bitter melon), 1545 nucleotides. RefSeq names its product protein CNGC15c-like. Gene Ontology annotation, biological process: monoatomic ion transport; transmembrane transport. NCBI's taxonomy places the organism in Eukaryota, Viridiplantae, Streptophyta, Magnoliopsida, Cucurbitales, Cucurbitaceae. Gene Ontology annotation, molecular function: monoatomic ion channel activity. Gene Ontology annotation, cellular component: membrane. The record is from RefSeq and is a predicted model, not a curated record.